Triticum urartu is the source of this 518-nucleotide messenger RNA. RefSeq lists its product as uncharacterized. Lineage: Eukaryota; Viridiplantae; Streptophyta; Magnoliopsida; Poales; Poaceae. The record is from RefSeq and is a predicted model, not a curated record.
GCAUCCGAGAUCCAUCCAUCCACAACAUCCAGAGCAAAGAGCAUCCAGAUUCCACACUCCAGAGCAACAGUUUCAGGCUGAGUUGAGUUUUUUUGGGGUUGCCAAUGGCGGACAUCGCGAUGCUGGUGGCGGAGGAGCACGAGAAGAGGAUGAAGCGAGGGGCGCCCCGCACGGUCGCCGGCGCCGGCGAGGAGGCGUCCGAGGGGAGGGUGAACUUCGGGGCGGUGACCAAGGUGUGGGGCUCCUGGGCCGAGUCUGCCGCCGCCGCCGCGUCCGGGGUCAAGGUGCACGUCGCGGUGCUCGUCAGGUCCGACCUGGUGGCGGCCGAGCCCAGGAGCCCGGUCGCCCGGGCAGCCUUCGACGGCUUCUUCUCUGCUUGAUGAGUGUGAAUUAGAGUAAUUCGGAGGAGUUUACCGUGUGGAGUACCUCUCCCCCUUAAGCCAGUGUCAUAUAACUCCGGUUUGUACAUAACCGUGUGCUUUACUGGUUUGCAACGAGGAAGAAGUGUACUUUUCGUA